This is a messenger RNA of Macrobrachium nipponense, 2029 nucleotides long. RefSeq names its product trypsin-1-like. The coding region runs from base 1046 to 1750 and encodes 234 amino acids. Gene Ontology annotation, biological process: proteolysis. The transcript is spliced from 7 exons. The record is from RefSeq and is a predicted model, not a curated record. Lineage: Eukaryota; Metazoa; Arthropoda; Malacostraca; Decapoda; Palaemonidae. Gene Ontology annotation, molecular function: serine-type endopeptidase activity.
UAGAGUUACGAGUCAACUUGAUAUUGUGUGACGGUGGCUUUCCGUUCGUUUUCUGUUAUAAUUACGUUGUCAGCAUCCGUUCAUUAUCGCUAAAUGAUAAACAAAUACUGCUGCUGCUCAGGAGACGGUGAACACUUGUAAAACAAGGAUUUGUCAAAAAGAAAAUGGGUAAAUUGGAAACCAAGAGCCGGUGGCCGUUCAAACUGGGAGACCAGAGCAACAUGGCGGGAAUCCCCUCACCAUGCCACCAAGACAAAACUCCUUCAGGCUGACCAAGAAGAAUGAUUCUAUGGCAUUGUUAUAUGGCCAUGAGUGAUUAGAAAUCCUCCCUGUAGCUUAAUAUGUAUAACAUUAUCAAAAAAUGUGUCAAUUGACUUGCUGAUACCGAAGUUACGUUUUCGUUAAGAGCAGUUUCUCCCUUCAAUGGAGAUUGUCUCAUAGGCCUUGAUAUCUGCUUAAUCCUUAUAUUUAUUUAUUUUCUGGCACAGAAAAAAACGUUUUACUUCUAAUAAUACAAAAUUAACGAGGUACUAACAAAUGUACGCUUUAAACUGGAAAUUAACGUGCCGGUAUAGGCCUAGGCUGAAAAAUUAAGUCUACACAGGUCUCCAGUCUCCACACAUAUUACUGAGAAAAUUGAUCGAUGUUGGGCUGAAUUUUCGUUAGCGGCGUUACCUUCAAUGUAAACCAACCUAAUGGCAGUAUUGGGGCUAGUUAAGACAUGCCCUCAUCGCGAGACAAGCCUGUUCGGGCAUGACACGUCAUAGGUUAUGAAGUCCCAAUACGCACAACCUCUCCAGACAUCUUAAUAACUACAGUUCUGAACCAUCCUCCGACGGGAACGGGUAUACGCAUUGGCGGCCAUCAAUAAGUGGCCGAAGUGGAGUGCGGGUACCCGAAAGCUCCCUUCGUCAGGAUAAAGAACGGCGUCGAUGCCCAGGCUGGAGAAUUCCCCUGGCAUGUUGCUCUUCAUAUAGCAGAUGUCUACAACAGCAGCUUCACUAUUUACACCUGUGUGGGGGCCAUCAUUCACAAGCGGUUCGUUAUGACAGCUGCCCAUUGUGUGCAGAGUUUGAGAGCUGAAAGUAUCGUCGCAAUGAUUGGUUCCCAUUCUCAGUCGAAGCCCAGUAAAUUUGAGCAGCGCAUUCAAGUCGAAAAUGUCAUCGUUCACCCUUCGUAUUUAAUUACGGGUUCUCAGGUCUACAACGACAUCGCCUUGCUGGAACUGACCGAAGACGUCACCUGGAACCGCCUGGUACUUCCCGUCUGUCUCCCCGACGAGAAGGAAGACGGACACGAGUCUCGAGAUGACCUCGACUCUGACCCCUUGGUUGGUCGACCUGUCACCGUGGCUGGGUGGGGCUUGACGGAUGAGGUCAAAGAAGGAGGAGAGCUUGCCGACACACUGCAGAAGGUGGAGCUGGAGGUGUUAUCGCUGACAAAAUGUAGGGAGUGGAUUGAGGAAUUACUGGGCAGGUACUACCCAUUGAGGGAGACACAGCUCUGCGCAGGCCUAGAGGAAGGACUGAAGGACUCUUGCACGGGCGACAGCGGUGGUCCCUUGCUCCUGAAGAACGCAGAAAACCAAAGAGUGGCCAUCGGCGUCGUGUCGACCGGUUUCGGCUGCGGACGCCCACGGCAGCCUGGAGUAUACACCCGCGUCUCCAAGUUCCUGGAAUGGAUCAUCGACACGAUCAAAGAAUCUGGACAUUACGUUCCCGAUCGUGGCUCUGAGGAGACAGUCCGUUAGAGCAAUCACUAUCUAGCUAAUUGUCAAUAUGUGUUUGUGAGAAUAUAAUUGUACACUCGCUCUCGCUCUUACACACGAUCAGAUUAUCAUAUAUGGCAAUUAUGAUGUGGAUUAAAUGCGUAUUUAUGUAUACGUUAAUGUGGCAUGAAUGCAUAUAACUUUCAGAGCUGGAUUCAUGCCAAUGUUUAGUCCUGACAUGGCAUAAAAAAGCUCUUUAUUGCCUGCCGAGUAGCUGGGAAACUGUAUGCCUAAAUAGAAUAAUAUAAUUAUUUAUUGAUA